Molecule: messenger RNA, 1095 nt
Organism: Melanotaenia boesemani (Boeseman's rainbowfish)
Lineage: Eukaryota; Metazoa; Chordata; Actinopteri; Atheriniformes; Melanotaeniidae
Gene: dctn5
Product: dynactin 5
Exons: 6
Coding region: 121-669 (182 amino acids)
Source: RefSeq, a predicted model, not a curated record
UGCGCAGAAGUAAAGGGAAGCGGCGACUGUUUUCUGCGGAGCUCUGAGAAUAAUUUGAUGCUUUAGCUAUUGUUAUUGAAUAAUAACUUUCAUCUUAAAUAUUAAAUUAACAGCCUCACCAUGGAAUUGUCUGAAAUACUGUACAACAAAGCGGAGUAUAUUGAAACGGCGUCUGGCAACAAAGUGAGCCGACAGUCAGUUCUGUGUGGGAGUCAAAACAUAGUUCUCAAUGGCAAAACUAUCGUUAUGAAUGACUGCAUUAUCAGGGGGGAUUUGGCUAAUGUCAGGGUGGGGAGACACUGUGUUGUGAAAAGCAGGAGUGUCAUUCGACCACCUUUCAAAAAGUUCAGCAAAGGAGUGGCAUUUUUCCCACUGCACAUCGGAGACCACGUCUUUAUUGAGGAGGAUUGUGUGGUCAACGCGGCACAGAUUGGUUCCUACGUCCACAUCGGCAAGAACUGUGUUAUAGGUCGACGGUGUGUGCUGAAAGACUGCUGUAAGAUCUUAGACAACACUGUGCUUCCUCCUGAAACAGUGGUGCCACCUUUCACUGUCUUCUCCGGAUGUCCAGGUCUGUUUUCAGGAGAGCUCCCAGAGUGCACACAGGACCUGAUGAUUGAUGUAACUAAGAGCUACUACCAGAAGUUCCUGCCCCUCAGCCAGAUCUGAGUUUCUGGGAGUGUCCCGUGUUCAGCAAGUCACAGCAGAAGUCGGGGACUAGCUUAAGUCUAGAAUGGACUUUGAGGGCUCACCUUCAAUCCUUCAUCCCUGAAACCUUGAGUUUAAUCACCUAAAGUAAAAACAUCAGAUUCUAAACAUUGAUGACAAGAAAAAGUGCAUCAGAAAAAGUCUGAAACAGCUGCACGUUUGCAGCUUCUUUCAAAUCCUGAAAUCCUUUAAGAACACUAAGAUUUAUCACCCCAGAUACAGAUAAACAGCCUUUGUGUUCCGUGUCAGUCUGUCAUGGGGAAGCUGAAGGACCUGAUGGGAGGAUGAAAAGGUGGAGGAGUGAUGAAGGAUGAGGUAGCCCAACGUAUGCAACACCCAUGGACUAAAAUGGUAGCAACCAUUUUUCAUGAUGUUGGCUGCACGUUC